AUGCCUAUCUUUCAAGACCCCGAUAGUCGGCAGUUCUACGAUCUCUGGUCUGAUGACCAGCAAAGGACCCAAAACGAGCGCCGAUACCAUCCCAGCUGGUUAAAUUACCAUGAAACUGAGAGAAAUAUUGGUUCAUCCCAUCACACGGACAAAAAUUAUUACGAGCACCGCUCAAGAAAUCCAAGCCCGGCCGCACGGCUUCAUGCGCAUGAUCGAGAGGAGUUGAUACAUUACAUCAAAACUGCAGAAAGUCCAAAAUGGCCGCAGUACUGCUCGAUAGGAGACUCUGGGGCAGAUCACAACUUGAUACGUACCCCGGAAAAGCCUUCAAGGAUGAACGAACAAUCUUUUGGAAGCGAUAUACCUGAGGAUUUCCCAGACCGCUCCCCAGACCUUGCAUCUCCGGCUGAAAUUGAACGUCCGCGCUCCGCGCUCCAUUCCGGCGACUUUCGAGAGGGUACACCGCAACAGGAGCAGCAGCAACAAAUACCGCAAUCACCAACACCUGACCGGAGUACCAACAUUGGUCUCCCUUUCUUCUCCUCUUCUCCUACCACGCCGUGGUUUGCUCCGUCUUUUCCGUCACGAACGCAGACCGCCCCGCUACAAGCUCUUGAAGCCCAAGUAUCCGAGGCAAACCGCUCACCGGCGCCAUCUCUUGGAUCAUUUUCGUCUAGCUAUGUCCUCAAGACGCCGACUAGCCCUCUGGUUUACCAGGCAAACAAUACCGACUUGGAUUUCUCUCCUCGGACUGACUCCGAGAAUCCAAUAGUUCUAUUCGACAAGGCUAACCGACGACGGACGCUUCCACCAGACACUUUUCGAGACCUACAGGCACAAUCCGGAGCUAAUCACCCGAUAACAUGGGACUCGUUAUCCAAUGGCUCGCGCAACCCCCGCCGGUCGUUGGCUUCGUCAUAUAGUCUUCAACUGGCUUCGUCCGUUCAAGGACAUUCGCCGAGGCCUAGAAGACCAUCACUUUCUUCCGAAGUGUCUUACAGGACUCACGCCCCAAUGGUUGGAUCGUACGAAGAGUCAAUCCUCCGCGGAAGAAUGUCAACCUGUCCGUCGAAACCCUUGGAUUUCACUGCUCAAAUUGGUGUUUUGGGCAAAAGCAAAAGCAAAGCUGGCCUCAAAUGUCCACCACACGUUACCGUUCCGUUUCCAGCUGUUUUUUACAGUUACCCAACCUCCGGAAAUGGACGCACGAUCUCUGAUGACAGCCCUAGCCCGUAUGUUGGGACGAUUGACCUUGAGAACUCGUUACCGAGAGAUACAUCAAGCAAUAAUCGGCGGCGCAGACGCCCCCAGAGCCCUGUGGACAACUUCAACAGUCAUCGCACCGAGGAUGUUAUGCAGACCAAGCACAACGACCAGGAAACUCUACGCAGAAUAGAAAAGAGAAACAGAAGGACAGAGUCCCCCAAAUCUCCUUCUGGUGGCUGUUACCGGAUUCCAGAGCAAGGCCAAUUGCAGGUCAUGAUAAAGAACCCGAACAAGACCGCCGUAAAACUAUUCCUUGUUCCAUAUGACCUGAGUGAUAUGGAACCUGGAACCAAAACGUUCAUUCGACAAAGAAGCUAUUCGGCUGGUCCAAUUCUUGACAUGCCCUUGUCUGCCCGGUCAAAUUACGGCACUGAUCGCCCCGAGGCAUCCUUGUCGAACUCCGACGACCCAAAGGACAAGCCCGUUCUGAGGUAUCUAAUUCAUCUAAAUAUCUGUUGUCCAUCUAGAGGCCGUUAUUAUCUCCACUCCAGUAUCCGUGUUGUAUUCGCCAACCGCGUACCUGAUGGCAAGGAGAAGCUCAGAAACGAAAUUCAGCAUCCCGAACCUCGCUAUUCGCCUUAUAAAUCAUCCCGUGAAUCUAACCCGCUACGGGUAAACUCAAGACUGAGCGCCGACAAAGGACCACGGGGGUCCUCCCCUCGCCCUCCAAACUUCCGCGCAACUGAUGAGCGCCCACCGCACCCUUUCCGACCUAUUCCAUCAAUUCGAAGUGAAAUUGUCCCACUAGGUAGCCCGGCACCGUCUGAAAUGCAGCCUCCUGAAGAGCUUUAUAGCAAACUUAACAAAGGAGAUACGGGAUACGGUGGCUAUCAACUAGGCUCUACUGGAAGUCCCGAAGGAGAAAGUCUGCUAGCCAGAAAGCUUCGCGGCCUUGACGUUCACAAUCCAGUCAGGUUUCCUGAAGGGCGUGGGUUGUAA
This is a messenger RNA of Aspergillus puulaauensis, 2205 nucleotides long. RefSeq lists its product as uncharacterized. The record is from RefSeq and is a predicted model, not a curated record. The coding region runs from base 1 to 2205 and encodes 734 amino acids. NCBI's taxonomy places the organism in Eukaryota, Fungi, Ascomycota, Eurotiomycetes, Eurotiales, Aspergillaceae. The transcript is spliced from 2 exons.